UGGGAGAUAAAGAAAUUGGAUGAUACUGUCAGGUACGCAUGUAUAUCAGGAUACAAGAGGAAAGAUGGCGUCACAUGGGCCACAUGCACCAGAGAUGGAUGGGAACCGAAUCCACUUUGUCAAGAAAUUCCACCCUGUGGGAUACCUCCAGCUCUUGAGGAUGGAGACACCAAGACCGCCAUAAAAGAGCAUUACAGCCAUAAUGAAACUAUUGAAUAUAUGUGUCAGAGUUACUACAUUAUGGAGGGAGAGCCUUACAAAACCUGCCUCUAUGGUGAAUGGACUGGACACAUGAGAUGCCUCAGGCCUUGCAUUGUGAAUGAAGAUGAAAUGAGACAGCAUAACAUCACCUUGAAAUCAAGUGGCACUAAGUAUUUAGUUCAUGAUGAAAUAAUAGAGUUCAGGUGUACCAGAGGAUUAUCUACUGGUACUGUGGCAAUGCGUCAGAGAUGUAAUAGUGGUGUGUUAGUCCUACCCACAUGCCGAGAGUGAAAAGUUGAAAUGAUUUCUGAUCUUCUGUUUUCAGAUGUGGAAUAAUAAAUCACAGAUUGUCUGA
Neolamprologus brichardi is the source of this 556-nucleotide messenger RNA. The record is from RefSeq and is a predicted model, not a curated record. NCBI's taxonomy places the organism in Eukaryota, Metazoa, Chordata, Actinopteri, Cichliformes, Cichlidae.